Molecule: messenger RNA, 1236 nt
Organism: Cottoperca gobio
Lineage: Eukaryota; Metazoa; Chordata; Actinopteri; Perciformes; Bovichtidae
Gene: bnip4
Product: BCL2 interacting protein 4
Exons: 6
Coding region: 132-707 (191 amino acids)
Biological process (GO): mitochondrial outer membrane permeabilization; positive regulation of apoptotic process
Cellular component (GO): mitochondrial outer membrane; mitochondrial envelope; nuclear envelope
Source: RefSeq, a predicted model, not a curated record
CAACAUUGCGUCAUUGUUAUUGUGCUGGCUGGUGCUCCAGCUACUUACUUUGAGAUUUCGCCAUCAUUUCGCUUUCACGCAUGCCUCUAUAACUGCGUUAACGAGUGGACCCGCAAUAUCAUAUCAGUAAAAUGUCGCAGCAAAAGGAAAUUUCAUCGGAGGAGAGUUUACAAGGUUCCUGGGUUGAGCUGCAUUUCAGUGGCAAUGUCUCUCAAAGUACUAGCCAUCAUGAAAGCCAGGAGCAAAUCCCCACGUCCAUCCAGCAGGGUGACAUGGAGAAAAUGCUGCUGGAUGCACAGCAUGAAUCGGGCAAAAACAGCUCCAGAGGAAGCUCUCACUGCAACAGUCCACUCAGAGCCCUGACCCCCCUUCUUCUGUGGAGAGGCUCCGAGGCAAACAGCUCACAGUCAGAUGAAGACUUUCAAGAAAGAAAACGGGAAGUCGAAAACAUGAUGAAGAAAAAUGCUGACUGGAUCUGGGACUGGUCCAGUCGACCUGAAAACAAUCCACCAAAGGAGUUCCUGCUGAAGUACCCUAAGCGCUCGACCUCUCUCAGCAUUAGGAACACCAGCGUCAUGAAGAAGGGAGGCGUUCUCUCUGCUGAUUUUCUGAAGCUUUUCCUUCCUUCAUUAAUCAUUUCUCACAUACUGGCUGUUGGCCUCGGGAUAUAUAUUGGGAAGCGUCUGACCUCCCACAACACCUACUGAGUAGGAUGUUGGUGUGUUUGCGACACCAUGUCACCUCGGCAUGCCUUAAAAUGGGACCUUCGGAUGAUCAAAGGGAGGUGGCCAUGUGACACGGUCAAAAUCAUUUUCAGUGCCCCAUUUAGCUCACAACAGCGAGGACAGUUAGAAUAUUUCAUUGCUGUCUCAUGGCGUUUACUCCUGAACACAACAGCGACCAAUCCUCUGCUCCUUGCUGUGGUCUCUGUUCUGCCCUGGAAAUGACCGUUUUGCUGCUUCCUGCUCCUUAAAUCUUCACGUUAGGGAACGGAUAUAUAUUGUACGAUGUUGCCUUUUUCGUUUUGCAAUGACAAAUCACUUUUGAAUUCAAAUGAUAUACUAUAAUUGUUUUUUUUCGAUCAGCUUUGGAGAAAGGAAGUUUGUGUUAACAUGAUUGCAUCUAUCACUGCUUGCUCCAUUUUUUUUGUUGCAAUUGUGAUUAUAAGAAUUAUUAAGGACUGAUGUGGUCCAUUUUGUUCAUCCGACCUACACAAAAUAAAAGUUGGAAAAUACA